This is a messenger RNA of Postia placenta MAD-698-R-SB12, 681 nucleotides long. RefSeq lists its product as hypothetical. The coding region runs from base 1 to 681 and encodes 226 amino acids. Gene Ontology annotation, molecular function: zinc ion binding; nucleic acid binding. The transcript is spliced from 3 exons. Gene Ontology annotation, cellular component: U4/U6 x U5 tri-snRNP complex; spliceosomal complex. The record is from RefSeq and is a predicted model, not a curated record. Gene Ontology annotation, biological process: mRNA splicing, via spliceosome. Lineage: Eukaryota; Fungi; Basidiomycota; Agaricomycetes; Polyporales; Adustoporiaceae.
AUGUCUAGCAGCAAAGGCGGCGCAUAUGGGACACGCGCUUCUGACACAGACUUCCGGAAGAAAUGGGACAAGGAAGAAUACGCGGAGAAGGCACGUCAGCGCGACGAGGAUGAGAAGGAACGCAUGAAGGAGAACGAGGAGCGCAUUAAGCAAGGAAAGAAACCCAGGAAGGGUCGCAAAGAUGAUCUACCAAAGCCUACAGAACUCAUGAAGCGCCGCGAGGGGCCCCUUGAGCUCGACAAGAACCUUGGUAAGACGAUGGUCGUGCAGAAUGCCGGCACGCGCGGCCCCGGCGUACCAGGCUUCUAUUGUGAAACAUGCAAUCGCACGUACAAAGACAGCACAGGCUAUCUCGACCACAUCAAUGGGCGCGCACAUUUGCGUGCGCUCGGCCAGACGACGCGGAUAGAGCGGUCAACGGUCGAGCAGGUCCGGGCCCGAAUAGCGUAUUUAAGAGAAAAGACGCGUGAAGCCUCCAACGCAAAGUCGUUUGACUUCGAGAAGCGCCUGUCGGAGGUGCGGGAGCGUGAGGCAGCGUUGCGUGCAGAGAAGAAAGCUGCGAAGAAGGCGCAGCGUGAACAGGCCCUCGUAGAACUGGCGAAAGAUACGGGGCCGGCACCAGGCGGGGACGACAUGAUGGCGAUGAUGGGCUUCGCUGGUUUCGGCUCGUCGAAGAAGUGA